AUGACCACCACUGAAGUCUCCGACACUAAAAGUGGGAAGUUAGGUAUCGAACGAGCCAAUUCCAUUGGCUGGUUGUUUAUCGAACGUUAUUAUGAAAUGUAUAACAGUGAUAUCACCGAUUUAUAUAAAUUAUAUAGUAACGAAGCAUCAGUUAGUCAUGGAGGAUUGAAAAAAUCCGAAGGAUUAAAGAAAGCUAAUGGUAUUGAUUCUAUUAAAUUGUUAUUUGAGGAUUUAAAAGUAGAUAAUCAUAAUAGAAUCAUUAUCAUUGAUGCUGAUAUCCAAGUUAGUGUAGGAGAUAGCAUUUUGAUCAUAGUUAAUGGAGAAUGGUCAAAGAAUGGAUCCCCAUAUUAUCAAUUUCAUCAAACCUUCGUAUUAUGUAAAGGUGCCACCGAUAGUAAUUUUGAUAUUGCCAACGACAUUUUGAGGUUCAUUGAUUAUGAUUACAAGCAUGAAUUAUUGAAAGAACCCGAGAUUGAAGAAGUUAAAGAAGUCAAACAAGAGCCAGAAGUUGAAAAAGUUGAAAAAGUUGAAUCUGUUGAAACUGUUGAACCAAUUGAAACAGCUGAAGCAACUGAACCUGAAACUCAUGAUGAAAGUGAAGAAAAACCUGAAGAUGAUGAUGCUUCAGGUCCAUUUUCUUGGGCUGCUUUAGCAGCUACUGCUAAAGAUAAAUCUCCAGUCAUUACUAGAUCACCAUCAAUUACUAAACCUUCACAACCAAAACCUCAACCUGUACCUCAACCAACAUCCAAUGGGAAAUUCAGAAAAGAAGAUUGGUUCCCUAUCUAUGUACGUGGAUGUGAAGAUAUCCCUGAAAAGGAAUUAAAAGAUCAUUUAACUAAGGAAUUUGGUGAAAUCAAAUUCUUCAGACAAAAUGCUAACAUUGCAUUGGUUGAUUUCUUACAUAGAGAAGGUCAAAAGAAAGCAUUAGAUGCACAUAAAACAAAGGUUAAAGAUUCGGUGAUUUUGUUAGAAAUCAGAGAAAGUAAAUCUGGGAAGAAAGAGGUGAAGAAAGAGAAGGUGGAUGUUAAACGUAAGGUGGAUAAGAAGCCUGUUAAAAAAGUUAAGAAUCAAUAA
Molecule: messenger RNA, 1077 nt
Organism: Yamadazyma jaroonii
Lineage: Eukaryota; Fungi; Ascomycota; Pichiomycetes; Serinales; Debaryomycetaceae
Source: the annotation of a GenBank genome assembly